This is a messenger RNA of Cetraspora pellucida, 312 nucleotides long. The record is from the annotation of a GenBank genome assembly. Lineage: Eukaryota; Fungi; Glomeromycota; Glomeromycetes; Diversisporales; Gigasporaceae.
AUGUUAUUCGAAUCUACUAAGACAUCAUCACGACCUGCUUCGAACAUUUCCGUAAAUCAAUUAUCUCGAGUGAUUCGUCGUCAACGACAAAUACGAUCUCAUCGUCACAAUUUGCUAAAUCAAACGCUUGAUAAUUUUUAUAAUAUUUUACGUCGUACUAAGUCGGAUCAAACUGUUAAAUCUGCGACAAGUUGGGUUAAUGAAUAUGAAACGUUUAGGAAAUCUGUUAUACAUGAAGAAAUUAAUAACAAUAAUUUUAACGCAAUGAAUUUUAAUGAUAAGUUAAUCGUAAAAAGUCAUGGGGAUUCAUAA